CUCGGCACGAAACCGACUUCCGUUUUACAGACCACGUCACAAGACGUUAUAAAAAUAGCAGGAGUUUACUUCACGUGCAUUACAGAAUGUUUUUUAUUUGCCGGCCCAUCAGCUCGUGCUAGUGAUUAAAAAUAAGUGUGAGUGUGUGUUAGCAUGACCUCCGACUUAAGAAACAGAAAAAACGCCACCUCCACCUUCAUCGAAGAUGAACUGGACUCGUAUUUCGAUGAAAAGCCCGGCUUGAGAAAAACCAUAACCCUUCUGGAGGGACUGAUGAGGUCGAACCACACGGACCACAGUGACCAAACAACGGACACCGAAAAUGAAGAGACGGUCCUCCCACCCACCUACAUGGUGAUCAAAGUGGCCAAGAACGUACCGGAAACCACCACCAAAUGGCUGAUCGACAAGAUAAAGGGCCCCAAGAAGAGCGGAGGCGCCGAGCUCAUCGUCAUGAUGCAGCCCUCGGUGGACGACGGAUUAAUACUGCACAUUUCCGCAUCAAAAAUCAAGUUCCUGGAGAUAGCGGAGGAAAUGGAGAUGGUGAAGACGGACAGGAACGGAAUAAUGAGGGAGUUUAUCGUCGCCGAGUUGGAGGAGUUCCUCCCCAACGACAUGCACGUCGAUGACCUGCUCACCAUAUCCGAAAGGCAGACCAUCAUAAGGCACGAGCUGGAGAACAUCAGAGCCUUGGCCGAGGACGACCACAUCCCCGGCUUUAACAGCUACGUCCUGUACGAGGGCCAGUCGAUUUGUCAGGUGUGCCACAGGCACAACAUAAUCCUCAACAUGUUCCCCCUGCACGACGAGGAGGCCCUAAAGAAGCUGGGGAACAAGUGGUACUGGUCGUUCUACCAAAAGCAACCGAUCGAGGAGAUUCGACUGUACUUCGGCGAAUCGAUAGCGUUGUAUUUUCAAUUUCUUGGUUUCUACACCAAAGCCCUGCUGAUCCCCGUGUUCCUGGGCUUCCUGCAAAUAUUUGUUUCCGUCGAAACCGUUCCGUUCUUCUGCGUGUUCAACGUCGUCUCGGUCACGCUGCUGCUCGAGAUAUGGAGGCGGAAGAGCAACGAGCUUGCUUUCAAAUGGGGCACGAUUGGAAUGACCAGCUUGGACGAGCCGAGACCCAACUUUCGGGGUACCAUGGGGGUGGAUGCUGUGUCGGGGAGGAUCCAGCCGCAAGCACCCAGAUAUUUAACCACCGUCAAGAUGUACUGCGUAUCAAUGCCGAUUGUGUUCGUGUGCAUGGUGGGGGCGUUUGUGGUCAUGUUGGCGUCCUUUUGGGCCGAAGACUACAUCAAACAAUCGGACGAGUCUUAUCAACAAUACAUAAUGUUACCAAGCAUUAUCUACUCCAUUCUAGUCUUCGUUCUUAACAUGUAUUACAGAAAACUGGCCACUUAUUUGACGGAAUGGGAGAAUCACCGCACUCAAUCACAGUAUGACAGGCAUCGGGUAACGAAACUCGUUCUGUUCGAGUUCGUGAACAACUUCAUGUCGCUGUUUUACAUCGCCUUCAUCACGAGGGACAUGGAGAUGCUCAAGAGCCAGGUGCAGACGAUGCUGAUUAUCUCCCAGAUGAUAUGCAAUUUGCAGGAGACGGUGCUGCCGCUCAUCAUGAAGUAUUACAGUUUUCAAGUAAUGUCGUACAAAAGUCAGCACCCCAAGUCACCCAAGCAAAAGAUAUCAAGAAGCGAAGCUUUCGACCAAAUCACCUACAAUCUACCUCAAAUCCAACGUGACGACCCCCGAAUCACCCAGGUCAACCAAGAGUGCGUGAUGGAGGAGUACGAAGGCACGUUCGAUGACUAUUUGGAGCUGUUCAUCCAAUUCGGUUACGUGUUCAUGUUCUCCUCCGUUUAUCCACUGGCUGCCCUCUGGGCGGUCAUCAAUAACUUCACCGAAAUCAGGGCUGACGCCUUCAAACUCUGCAAGAUCUACCAGAGACCAAUGAGCAGGAGGGUUAAGGAUAUCGGAGCCUGGCAGCGAUGCUUCGAGGUUCUGAGCGUCCUCUCCAUCAUGACGAACUGCGGACUGUUGUACCUGAGCCCGCAAAUGAGGAAGCAGGCGCCGGAUUUGAGCGAGGUGGAGUGGUUCCUGCUGUUCGUGUUCCUCGAACACUUGCUGCUCGGCGUCCGCUACUUGCUCCACAUCACCAUUUCGGACAAGCCGGAAUGGGUUAGGGUGGCGUUGGCCAAGAAGAAUUACGAGUCUAAACAAGCCGUUAAGUUUGAGAGAUCGACCAGAAACAAAAAAUUACUAACCAGGCGUUUCAAGACCAUUCAUGGACCACACAGACACUAACUGAUACUUUUAUCUAGUCUCCAUCUAUCUCCGUCCAACUUCUAAGGCAAUUAAUCGUGUUACGUGUUGUUAAAUGCAUUCUUAUAUAAUGUUUUAUAUGUACCCUUAGUACAUAUUUGCUUUUUUAUGUUUAUAUUAAUAUAUAUAACUGUUGAAUAA
Messenger RNA from Aethina tumida (small hive beetle), 2460 nucleotides. RefSeq names its product anoctamin-10 (gene Axs). Lineage: Eukaryota; Metazoa; Arthropoda; Insecta; Coleoptera; Nitidulidae. Gene Ontology annotation, biological process: chloride transmembrane transport. The record is from RefSeq and is a predicted model, not a curated record. The transcript is spliced from 11 exons. Gene Ontology annotation, molecular function: chloride channel activity. Gene Ontology annotation, cellular component: plasma membrane. The coding region runs from base 154 to 2301 and encodes 715 amino acids.